Molecule: messenger RNA, 1152 nt
Organism: Peromyscus leucopus (white-footed mouse)
Lineage: Eukaryota; Metazoa; Chordata; Mammalia; Rodentia; Cricetidae
Product: prosaposin-like
Biological process (GO): sphingolipid metabolic process
Cellular component (GO): lysosome
Source: RefSeq, a predicted model, not a curated record
AUGUACGCUCCUGCCCUCUUCGCCAGCCUUCUGGUCACUGCUCUGACCACCCCUGUCCAAGACCCGAAGAUAUGGGCUGGGGGCUCAGGCGUGCUAUGCAGAGACCUGGCGGAGGUGGAUUGCGGGGCCUUGAAACACUGCCAGCAGAUGGUGUGGAGCAAGCCCACAGCGAAAUCCCUUCCAUGCGACAUAUGCAAAACUGUUGUCACUGAAGCUGGGAACUUGCUGAAAAACAAUGCCACCCAGGAGAAGAUCCUUCAUUACCUGGAGAAGACCCAUGAGUGGAUUCACGACUCCAGCCUGUCAAACUCAUGCAAGGAGGCGGUGGAUUCUUACCUGCCUGUCAUGAUUAAGGGGGAGAUGAGCAACCCGGAAGUGUGCUCUGCACUCAACCUCUGUCAGUCUCUUCAGAAGCACUUGGCCGAGCAAAACUACCAGGAACAGCUUGAGUCCAACAAGAUCCCGGAGGUGGACAUGGCCAGUGUGGUUGCCCCCUUCAUGGCUAAUAUCCCUCUCCUGCUGUACCCUCAGGAUCGCCCCAGCAGCCAGCCACAAUCCAAGAUGAACGACGAUGUCUGCCAGGACUGUGUGAAGAUGGUGACUGACAUCCAGACUGCUGUGAGGACCAACGCCACCUUUGUCCAGGGCUUCGUGGAGCACGUCAAAGAGGAAUGUGACCACCUGGGGCCAGGCAUGGCUGACAUGUGCAAGAACUACAUGGACCAGUACUCUCAGGUGGCCAUCCAGAUGAUGAUGCACAUGCAACCCAAGGAAAUCUGUGCUCUGGUUGGCUUCUGUGAUGAGGUCAAGAAAGUACCAAUAAAGACCUUGGUCCCUGCCAGUGAGGCCAUUAAGAACAUCUUCCCUGGCCUGGAACUCAUGGACUCCUCCUAUGAAGCCCAGAACAUUAUCUUCUGCCAGGCUUGCCAGUUUGUGAUGAGUAAGUUGUCUGAACUAAUUAUGAACAAGGACACUGAGGCACUAAUAAUUAAAGCUCCUGCUUCGACCAAGUGCACCGAGAUGGUGGAAAUGUUCGGCCCCUCUGCCUCCCUAGUGCAAGGAACACGUGUCAUCAUGCAUAACUUGCUUAUUAUUCUUUACAUAAGGAAGAAGAGGACAAGGCAAAGCACAGAUGCAUAUACUUUUGUGUAA